UAGUAAUCUUAACUCGCGAAAGUUCUUCUUCGAAUCGUCUUCGUUGUUGUAUAAAACAUAAUACAUAUACAGUGUUCUUGCUGCGUCUGCUGGGUCGCGUAAAGGGUUUUUCAUCAGCUCAGCAUGGAUUUCCAGGGAUUCCUGAACGACUUGCAGGAUUGGGAACUUUCUAGAAAGGAUAAAACACAAACAGUGAAGUCGCAAAAGGAAAAUCAAUUCACAAAAGCUUCUUCGUCUUCUCGACUUACUGGACCUGUGGGUGUGGAUAAGGCAGCAAAAGCAGAUACUAAAUCUUUUGAUUAUGCAGGAAAUUCUCCAGGAUUGUACGAUUUUUCAAAAAUUAGUGAUCCUUUGAAUCGGUUGCAUGGUAGUUUUGUUCCUGAAGAUGUUCCUGAUGCUGCUUCUGAGAAAGAUCUGGGUAAUGAGUUUUUCAAGCAGAAGAAAUUUAAGGAAGCUAGAGACUGCUAUUCAAGGAGCAUUGCCCUAUCACCAACAGCUGUAGCAUAUGCAAAUAGGGCAAUGGCCAAUAUCAAGCUCAGAAGAUUCCAAGAGGCGGAGGAUGACUGCACAGAGGCCUUGGAUCUUGAUGAUCGUUACAUAAAAGCAUAUUCACGAAGAGCAACAGCUAGAAAAGAACUUGGGAAAAUUAAAGAAUCAAUGGAGGAUGCUGAAUUUGCUUUGAGGUUGGAACCAAACAAUCAAGAAAUCAAGAAACAGUAUGCCGAUGCUAAAUCUUUGUAUGAAAAAGAUAUUCUUCAGAAAGCAACAGGAGCUAUGAGAAGCACUGUACAGGGAACUCAAAAAGUAGGAAAGUCAGAGGAAAAAGUUAACGGAGGUAGCAUCCACCCCAUUUCACAUGGUACUCAAAAGUCCGGUCCAGCUGAAAUUAAUCAUAAAAAGGUUAAUGAGCAGCAAAUACCUGUUAAAGAAUCACUUAUAACAGAGGAGGUCGAUAGCAGAGACACAAUAACCAGAAAAAGGCCUCAAGCACAAGGUGGUGAUGAUUCUAUGAAAGUUUUGACUGCAAGUAACAGUUUGGAGCAGAGAAAUCACAGAAUUAAUAAGCCAGAAAUGAAAGCAUCUGUUCAACAGCUUGCUUCUCGUGCUGCUUCUAGAGCCAUGGCUGAAGCUGCUAAAAACAUAACACCACCAACCACUGCGUACCAGUUUGAGGUCUCAUGGAGAUCAUUUUCAGGUGAUCUUGCUCUGCAGGCUCGUCUAUUAAAGGCUAUAUCUCCCCGUGAAUUACCGAAAAUAUUUAAAAAUGCUUUAUCUUCUACCGUACUCGUUGACAUCAUCAAGUGUCUUUCAUCUUUUUUCACUGAGGACAUGGAUCUGGUUGUCAGUUAUAUAGAGCAUUUGAUCAAAGUUCCAAGAUUUGACAUGAUUGUAAUGUGCCUUUCAUCAACAAAUAAGGAUGACAUACGCAAGAUCUGGGAUGAAGUGUUCAAAAGUGAGGCAACACCAAUUGAGUAUGCAGAGAUUCUAGACAACCUCCGAUCAAAGUUCUGCCUUGGACAGUGACAUCUUCACUUGUAUGUUCUAAUGUUAUUUUUCCUAGGUGGAUCCUCUCCUAUACGCAACCAUCUGCACUUGUAAAUUAUUAUGCUAUUGAAAUUGAAAUGUUUGAGCGUUAUUGACGCUCAGCUUGAUCCAUCAUUAAAAAAUGUUUUUUUUUUCUAAUUAAAAACAUUUGAAGUCUUUUAUAACAUGUUAUUUUUAUGUUGGCAUGUACACGGAUAUGCAUUACGUUUUGCUACGUGAAAAUACACAAAAUGAAAAUGGCUGCUACUUUGUGCACUUUUUUU
Messenger RNA from Vigna radiata var. radiata (mung bean), 1808 nucleotides. Its product is annotated as RNA polymerase II-associated protein 3. The record is from RefSeq and is a predicted model, not a curated record. Gene Ontology annotation, molecular function: protein binding. NCBI's taxonomy places the organism in Eukaryota, Viridiplantae, Streptophyta, Magnoliopsida, Fabales, Fabaceae. Bases 124 to 1524 code for a protein of 466 amino acids. The transcript is spliced from 12 exons.